UUGCUUGGAGUGUGCCUAAAUUCUGCCCCGAAAAGAAGCCGCUACCAACACAGAGAGGAACAGAAAGCACAGUGGAAAGCGAGGCCAUGGACGUCGCAAAAGCGGCUCCCGAGCAGUAUCGCCUCACGGGAAGCCCCUCGCCGAAGCUGCUAAAGCUGGACCCUUUUGCUGCCGAUCUCUUCUAGCUAGCCUCGUGGUCGUGGCCCUCCUCUCCCGGAGAGCCUCUCCUCUCGCCGCCCGCUCCAACGAGCCGAGGCGCCAAAAAUAAACCCGUACCUCUCCCCCCGAUCCUCGUGGAGGCCGUCGAUGGAGGUUGCCGCGGCGGGAGAGCCGGCGCCCGCGGGCGAGUGGCUGGAGGAGCGCGGCGUGGACGCCGUGUACCUCCCACGGCUGAUCGCCGGCGUCAUCUCCGGCGCGCUCACCGGCCUCUUCGCUCUCGCUGGAGCAUUGACCGGAGCCGUCACCGGCGCGCUGGCGGGCAGAGCCUCCGACAGCGGCGUUCUGCGGGGAGCUGGAUUGGGAGCGAUCGCCGGGGCCGUCCUCUCCAUCGAGGUUCUCGAGGCGUCUCGCGCCUACUGGUGCUCGGACCGGCUCGGCACUUCCUCCAUGGCAGAUUUCAUAGAGCAGCUCCUGCAUGCCCGGUUUGUGCAACAGCAGCUUGGAUCGUCAGCACAUAUGGCGUACCGUUGGCAGCUCAGCAUACCGGAUUUUGGGCACGAUGAUGUGUACGACAUCUUCGGAGACAUUUCGUCUAGAGGGCUUUCGCGAGAGGCACUGGAGAAACUACCACACUACGUGGUGGCUGAUGAGGCUCAGACUCAGGGCAAAUCGGGUGAAAACCUGUCGUGUGCCAUCUGUCUACAGGAUAUGGUAGCCGGUGAGACGGCGAGAAGACUACCCAAUUGCUCCCAUGUAUUUCAUCAGCUCUGCGUGGACAAAUGGCUCAGUGGCCACGGUUCAUGCCCUGUGUGUCGGCAACAUGUGUAAAGUACACAAGUAUACAUUGUUUACGAUCGAGUUCUCUGUUCUAGAAGGAGUUAGUUGUGUAAAGUGUCUGCUCCUAUACAAUGUAGAAAGAUAGAGGGAGAGAGAGUAUACACACACAGCGUUGUAAAUUAGAUUAAUCUGUGUAUUUUACUCGAAGGCUCCAAGCAAGUGGAUAUGUACAUCUUGUAUUUUCCUUUACAUUAAGCGCAAAUGUAAAGUUAAAAAACAGACACGGCUGCCAUAGGAUGUUUACAAGCCAUUUUAGAAUGUGGUUAAUGUUUUUUUUGCGGGGGAGAAUGUGGUUAAUGCUGAUGGAUGUAUCUCUGCUGCGUCCUAUAUGUGUGAAUGAAAUGGGUUAUGUA
Molecule: messenger RNA, 1349 nt
Organism: Hordeum vulgare subsp. vulgare (domesticated barley)
Lineage: Eukaryota; Viridiplantae; Streptophyta; Magnoliopsida; Poales; Poaceae
Product: NEP1-interacting protein-like 2
Exons: 5
Coding region: 307-987 (226 amino acids)
Source: RefSeq, a predicted model, not a curated record